Seriola aureovittata is the source of this 9000-nucleotide messenger RNA. Its product is annotated as nucleus accumbens-associated protein 2. The transcript is spliced from 7 exons. Gene Ontology annotation, molecular function: protein binding; DNA-binding transcription factor activity, RNA polymerase II-specific; RNA polymerase II cis-regulatory region sequence-specific DNA binding. Gene Ontology annotation, biological process: regulation of transcription by RNA polymerase II. The record is from RefSeq and is a predicted model, not a curated record. NCBI's taxonomy places the organism in Eukaryota, Metazoa, Chordata, Actinopteri, Carangiformes, Carangidae. The coding region runs from base 1819 to 3603 and encodes 594 amino acids.
AAGCCUAUAUAGAAAUAUCACAGGACUUAGUGUACCGAGUUAAGUCUCAUCAUGGAACAAGUAAGUAUUGAUCCUUUAAUGAAACUGGGUAUCUCACAAAAGGACUUUCACACACUGAGAGGUCAGAAGAAACACAAGAAGUUACAAAUGAAAAGUAAUGAGAGAAGAGAUAAACAGCAAUGUCAGAUGUUAUAAUAAGAACAGUACAGCAAAAUAGGAUGUGGCCUAUGCAGUUAAACUUAUAAAAGGUGGAGGCUGCAAGUGACUAAAUACAUUAAAGUUCUUUGUAAUGGUAAAUAAUACAGUAUUUCCAGUAUAAUUGUAAGCAAAUACACUUUUUCUGAUGGGGUUCCUCACUAGUUGCUUGUUCGGAAUAAGAUCUUACUUGUAAAACAGAUAAUUAGAUAAUCAUGUGUGAAGGACCGCUUAAAACAGUGAUUCCCAACCUCAUUAAUGUUAAGAGGUUAAAUAUGAGGGGUCAAGGAUGAUUAAGGAGUUGGAAUUUCUCUUGCAUUUUCUUUUUACUUGUUAAGUGCUAGGUGUGUUGUUUUUUGUUUUUUUUUGUUUUUGUUUUAACUAUGUGGGCCUCUAAAAGAUAAUAAAAUUAACAAGUGAGUAAAAAAUAUUUUACCUGCUUGAACAGCUCAGACUUCAACAAGAGCUUAACUUUGGUUUUAAAGGGUCAUGAGAAAAGGAAAAAAGACAGAAACCUUUAAAACAUUAAAAUGCAAGUGAAAAAGGCAAUAAAAAGGCAAAAUCAAAGUCCACAAAAAAAUCAAGUCAAGCAAACCCCCAAACUAUCACAGGUUACCUUGAUAAGGCCAAUCAUAAACUAUACAGUAAGUGUACAAAUGUAUAUAGGAUAAUAUGAAAAAUGGUUUUAUAUAUCGCGUCCUGUGGAGUGAGUUAGCAGAAAGAUAUUCUGCCACCAUGAAGUUUGCAAGCCCUGCAGUAAUAUUGCAUGUCUGCAGUAAAGAAAAGUUGACUUGAGGUCACGCCGCCAGCAGUUGGCGCUUAUAAUUUAGCAGAACAGCACACAUGCGCAUCAUGUAGCCUGAGCUGUCAUCACAUACGGACACGUGAGGUAACCACGCAUGUACAUUUUCUUUAGGAACACAACCAGGCACCUCUGUCCUCCUUGUAGCCCAAAAUACGCCCCGAUAUGUUGCCUUUUCAAGUAAGACAUCACACACAGUGUUUGUCGCAGGGUAAUUCGCCCACUGGGUUUAGUUAUGUAGGCUACCCACACUGGAGUAGUCUAUACCUUUAAGCCCGCAGAGUGCACCGAGUUCAUGUGUCCGUAAAGGCGCACGAUAUUACCACACACUGUUGACAGUCCAUUUGCCGCGUAGACUACAGUAGGACAGUGCACCUACAGUAACCUGCCAGGUCCCAGCAAAAUGUCUGUGUCUUUAAAAAGAACUCUAUACCGAACGGUGCAUGAUGUCAGGCUGCCUUGCAGUCCGUAUACUGUUCAUGUGAGCGGCGUUCACUUCCUGUAAAGGGACAGAAGCGGGCAGAGAGAGAAAGAGAGAGUGGGAUAGAGAGAUGGGGGACGAGCGGCCAAGAUAGGACUGGAGUGAUAGAGAGAGCCAACGGACGAGGGGGAAACCGGGGCCUGCUUUUCUUUCUUUUUUUUCCCUUUUUUUUUUUUAAACACCUCGCAAACUUUAUAGGUUAUCCGAAGAGAAAGCCUGCCACAUCUGCGCCAGCUGACAGCCGCAGUUUAUGGAUUAGCGACAUAUCGGAUGCCCUUCUCAGUAGCGGAGUCUGCAGUGAAUAUCUGAAACCCCAUCUUCCUCUUCCUCUGCGGCCAACAUGUCCCAGCUGCUCCAUGUGGAGAUCCCGAACUUUGGAGCCACAGUUCUGGGCUCCCUUAAUGAGCAGCGCCUGCUGGGACACUACUGCGAUGUAUCCAUCCUGGUCAAAGGUCAGGCGUUCAAAGCCCACCGGGCCGUUUUGGCUGCCAGCAGCCUCUACUUCCGUGACCUCUUCAGCAGCUCCACCAAGACCCAGUUUGAGUUGCCCUCCUCAGUCACACCUGCUUGCUUUGAGCAGAUCCUCACUUUCUGCUAUACAGGGAAGCUAACAAUGGCAGCUAGCGAACAGCUGGUGGUCAUGUACACAGCUGGCUACCUCCAAAUUCAGCAUAUAGUUGAAAGAGGCAUGGACCUAAUGUUCAAAGCCAACUCACCUCACUGUGACUCGCAAACAGCAGGGUCCUUAGAGGAAACAGGAUCCGAACCGCAGAGUCCUUCUAAUAAUGGCAACGGCCUGGCGGUGGCCGCCCUUUUGGGAACCCCGGGCUGGUCUCCAUCCCUACUCUUGCCGCAGCGUAAGAUUAAACUAGAAGGGGGUGACCCGACACCCCUGACAAUACCCUCGACACAAAGCAAGAUUUCGUCUUCAGAGUUGGGGAGUCGACUGGCGAGGGCCAGUUCAUUGUUCUACACAACGGCUGGGGGGACCUCCAUCCCUGGUUUGCCUUCUUACCACCUUCAAGGGGCCGGCGGAGGUGGAGCAGGAGGAGGAGCAGGAGUUGAAAGGUCCAGUCCUGGAGCAUCAAGCUUGCCCACCACUGACAGUCCCACAUCCUACCAGAAUGAGGAUGAGGAGUUUGAGGAAGAGCCCUAUGAUGGGAUCACAGAGGAUGCCUACAGUCAUCUCUAUGGACGUUCAGCUAACCCCUAUGGGAUCCAGGACAAGCCAGAGAUGGCAGCGGUGCCCUUGGCCUUGGAGAACCGCAACUGUGUGCUGAUCCGCCGGGACCUGGUGGCGCUGCCUGCAAGCCUCAUCAGCCAGAUAGGCUAUCGCUGCCACCCUAAGCUCUACACAGAGGGGGACCCUGGGGAGAAGCUGGAAUUGGUAGCUGGUACGCAGGUGUUCAUGACCCGAGGCCAGCUGAUGAACUGUCAUCUAUGUGCCGGUAUCAAACACAAAGUCUUGCUCCGCCGUCUGCUAGCCACAUUCUUUGAUAGAAACACUUUAGCCAAUAGCUGUGGGACUGGUAUACGUUCUUCUACUAGUGACCCCAGUCGGAAACCCCUGGACAGCAGGGUCCUCAACGCUGUAAAACUCUACUGUCAAAAUUUCAACCCUAACUUCAAGGAGAGUGAAAUGAAUGUGAUCGCUGCCGACAUGUGCACAAAUGCGAGGCGUGUCCGUAAGCGAUGGUUGCCCAAGAUCAAGUCCAUGCUGCCUGAUGGCAUGGAGGUGUACCGUGCGGGAAUGGGAAUGGGUGCUGCUGUGGGUCUGGGCCUGGCACUAGGUGCCCCUCAACCAGGGGUAUCCCUUCCCUUUGAGCCUGACUUCAAGACCCUUGAGCAAAGGUUGUAUCCAGAUCGCAAGGACCCUCUCAGGACUCACCCACCGCUGACAGAGGGCAGCCCUGGGUCUGGGGCAGCGGGAGCAGAGGCUGAAGGUGAAGGAGUCGCCCAGGAGGAACAGGAGGAAGACGAGGAUGAAGCUGGGUUGGAAGGUGUAGAUGGAUCACUGGGGGCGCCAACCUUGAUCCCAGGGGCUGAGGCAGGCAAUUGUGGUGACACGCCGCCUGAGCAGGAAGUGGAAAGUUUUGGACAAGGUCUGAGGGUGAAUGGACAGUGAAUGUCCUUUUGGGCUGCCUCUCAUUUUGUGAAAUCUGUUUAACACCACAUUUUCUUUUGCUUGCAUCUCGUCCACCACUUCUCCUCCUCUGUGCUUCCUCAACAGGAAUUAUCAGCACAAAAAGCCGCGCUCGUAGAUCUUACUAACGGAAAUUUGUCACACAUGCAUGCACACACGUGUGCUUGUGGACACACAUUCUUACUGAUCGUGGAAGCAGACACAGGCAUGGCAUUAGCACAUGAAGAAAAUCAAUGAUUUCUCCUCCACCCUUUUCUCAUGUAUUCAGUAUUUACUCAGUAUUUCAGCACAUGCAAACAUAGUACAAAGGCCCGAUAGCAGAACAAAUGACUGUAAUGAUACAUGAUUUCAGUGCAAUACAAAAGCAGUAGCUGCUUUGCUGGCAGUUUACGGCGUGUACUAUAAUGGUUUGUAAAAUGAUUCCGUUUUCCUGGAAAGCUGCUUCUAAAAAUAACUUGUGUAACCUUGGGAAAAACAGAUCAGAGAAACUUUGCUCCUUUUAAAAAUCAGCUUAUUUUUGCAGUGUUUGACCAUUUUACAUCAUAUUGUUGUAUGAUGUGGAUAUAUAAAAAAAAAAGAUUGUGUUAUAAUUAAAGGUCAAGUGCUGUAUUAGCACCAUUAAACUGAACAAUUUUUAUUUCCUGAUAAAACAGCAACAUAAUUUUUAUGAUAAAGAUGAGGAAAGGGUUUUUUUUCCUAGGAAACCUCUCCACAAUCUAACAAACAAUCUAUCACAUGGAGCUGUUUUUUCAUGCACAUUUGCCCGUGACACAUUGGAUUAGAUUGUCAAUGUGAUGCCUGUGUCUGCUCCAGACAGUCCCUCCAAACCACACACACGCGCACAUACAGAAACACACACGCACAUGUGCGCACAUUUCCCACCUUAUGAUACUAGCCUUUAAUAUCUGCACCAAUGCGUUGAAAAUACACCGUUCAGUAAAAAAAAAAAAAAAAAAAUGUAACAAUGCUUUUUAACUUUGAAAAAUCCUUUUAAAUUACACCAUUCUGUCCUGGAGAUACAGAGAGAGACAUGAACAAGAACAUGCACUAAAAUCCAAGCUUGCAUGCAUGAAAACAGUGGAUACAGAGAAAUACUGAAAACAACAACAAACCCACAAACCUGCAUCUAAAUAAGAAAACAGCUAUUGUUGCCUUGAGAUAUGCCAUUAAUACGCAAAAGAACGUUUGUUUUUUGUUUUUUUGUUGUUUUUUUUUUUUUCUUUUUUACUGGGACAUUUCUCAGAAACCUCAGUCUGACAAGUUAGAACUGACCUGGGUGUGACCCAGGACUGACUGUGUUUGACACAGUGCUGAUUGGAUUUUCUUUUCUAACUACGGAGCGUACUGUCAGCACGGGUAGAGGAGACUGACUAUAUGGAGUAGUAAGAAGAAGUGCACUACACCAAGUGGUAGAAGAAAACAAAUGCCAGAGAGAGAAGCACUGUUUCACCUUGAUGUGGUGGUGUGCUUGGCACCAAUACUACAUAGUCCUGCUUCCAUCCUGUUUUAUUUUUCCUGGAGGGGUGGGUGGGGGUGGGGGUGGGGGUGGGGGGGGUUGUGGGGGGGGUAAAUUAUUGAAUAAAUUGUAUAAGAGCAAUUUCUGCUGGCUUAUUGCAUUUGCACUCAAAAAAAGGUUUAAGGUUGGAAACUAAGGAGUUUGGCAAAAUAUGACUGUACUAAAGACUAAAGGCUAAAGACAUGGUGACCUGGAGGGAGAAUCUUCUUCCAGAUCACCCUGGUUAUUUAUUUGAUUAGGGUAUUAGGGGAAAGGGGAAGGGGAUGGCAUGAGGCAAUGUCAAACAGCGACUUUAACCUGUAUUUGUCAGUCAUUUUCUUCUUUUUUUGAUAUAUGUUUUCAUGCUUUCUGCCAUGCAUAAGGACGCAGUCCAAACUGCCUUUCUUUUUUGUUUCGUGCAUUGAUUUUAAAAGAUACUCUGUUGUUUCUAUAUGUUUUCUUCAGUUUUCUUGGGUUUUCCUGCUCAGCAGUCAAAGCACCUUUAAGCACGAGAUCAGAUCAUCAAAUCUAGUAAAUGAGUGAACCCCAAAGUUAUUUCAAGCCAUCACUGUUAUGGAAAGUAUGGCUUAGUUAUGAAGUGGUUGAAAAAUAAAAUUAAUCAGGUUUUUCCACAACAGAAAGUGACAGCAUGAAUGAACAACAAAGUUGAAAAUACAGUAUAAGCCCUUGAUAUAUUUGAUCUGUUUGUUUAUGCUUCAGUGCUGUGCCACUUCAAAGGUCGGGCCAGAUUAGUCUCUGUCUGUGUUCAACAUAUAUUUGUUUCGGGUUCUUUUGGGGGAAGCUUUAAGAUGGCCCUGCACAAGAAACACAGGGUUAAAAUUGCACUAGGUAAUAAUAAUGACGUUUACAGUAUCUCUAUCUAUUCUUCUUUUUUUUUUUUUUUUUGGAAGAAAUGUGAUCUGCCAUGAAUAAAACAGGGCUGUGAUAGAGUGGCUGAGAUGAUGGAUGAAUGUAAACUGUAGCACUGCUGUGGUGAGGGCUCCAAGCCUUGAUUGAAUAUGGUAAAAUACUGAAACUCUUUUUUUAUAUGACGCACGUCUUUCCUCGGUUGUAUACUCUGAGAAAUGGGCCAUGAUAUAAAAUGAAUCUGACUGUGGAUGAUGUUCUGACCUAAAUUUUAAGUGAUUUUUGUGAUUUGUUUUUGUUUUUUAAACUGAUGUGAACAGGUCUUCCAAUAUGGCAAAAACCAAGGAGCAUUUCUCUAACAUGUAGAAAACUGAGCAAGGUUCAAGUACAGGCUUUUACUAUUGUUUUAUACUAUCUUUACCCCAACAGUUAUGUAUGUCUAAAAUGUUGAAAUGACAUGUGUUCACAAAACUGAGAGACCCUGAAAAUUUCUGUAAACAUAUACCUUAAAGUUAAAUAAUUUCUUUAUCUCAUUUUUAAUUUAUUAAGCCUCGGUUCUUAAAGUUGCUCUUGUAAAGAAAAUAAAGGUAUUCAGUUGUUUUAUUGGAGCCACCACCUUAAUUACUUGACUUUUGAGAGGAUCAACUGCACUUGGGAUUUUGUCAGCCAAGGUAAACAGUCUUCCCAAAAAUGCACACAUAUAUGAUUGCAGUAAUUACUUUAGAUUACAAAAUAGCUUUCAACUUAAUCAGGCUGCCGCCCCACAAAAAACGUUAAACACCUGUACUUCACUGUUUAACUGUGCAGUAAGUAUAACCUAUUUUUCUCUCUUUUAAUGCACUAUAAAUCUUUUCUUCCUUUAGUUUUAAACAGGCCCUACUUUAAUUUAGAGGAAUUUGAAAUGAGCUCAAAUUAAAGCGUGUUAAAUGACAUGGGUUGGGGAACAACCCGAUACACUCCACAGUAGUGAUAGAGGGGUGUGGAGAAGUGCCAUAGACUGACUGUGUGGGUGUGGCUGUCAUGAUGUGAACCUUUAUGUUCAGAGAGUAACAGAACAAAGGACUGGUAGAAUGCAGACACUGACAGAUUUUCUUUUCCUUUACUAGAAUUAUAAUGUUACAGAAAUUAGCCUCCCAGAACCUUUUGCUCAAUAUAUAUAAUGUAUGUAAUAAUUUAUUCACUUAUUUUGUCACUUUCUUUAGAGAGAAAGUGCAAGAUUUUUACUACACUUAAAUACAUUCAACAGCUAAUCCACAACAACCUGGACCCCCUUUUGAAAUCAAUCAUUCAAUCAAACGUACAUAAGCAUUUGAUGCAUUCACAUUUCAGCUUGUUUCAUCCAGCUUGUGCACAGUUUUUCAUCUUAACUACAAACAUAUGUCCAAUAAAAUCAAAAAUACCAACCUCUUUUUUUUUUUCUUUUUUUUUUAGGAAAAUCUUUUCUUUCUUUCUUUCUUCUUUCUCUCCUGCUUAGGAUGUUUUUUUCUUGUGCAGGGUGAAUUUGAACAUGAAUGAUGUUGCACUAAAAACUGAGAGAUUCUCAGAGAAUGUCGUGGCUAACCCUUGGGAGGAUGAGCUCUAUUUGAGGUGGCUGGCAGAAAAAGUCCCGUAAAAUGUAUGUAAUGUUCUAUAUUUGACCUGUUUCUUUGAUUGAAAGCGGUGUCUCUCCUUCACAUGGGGACAUGGAGGAUGGCGUUGUUGGUUGAAAAGACCCUAUUUUCACAAACUUUCUUUGCAAAUAAAUUGUUACUUACUUUCUAAAAAACCUUACAUAGUGCUCUGUUCAUCCCCAUUCACUGUAAAACUAAUGGGCACAGCCGUUUUUGUUCCAUUGAAUUGUCCUGGAAAUAAUACGUUUAUAUGCAAAGAGACUUGUAUCAUAAAAUGCAUGACACUCACUCUAACACGAUGAAACCUCUGAUCUUUAUGCACCAUGUAUUUUAUGCUGAAUAACUGUUGUCACUGUUUGCAAACAAAGACUAUGGAGUCUUGCAAUGAAUAGGGUUGUAUUUUUAUCAAACACCCUGGCCUUUUAUUGAAUGUUUGCAUAAAGUUUAAUCUCUUUUAAUAAUGACAGCAAAGUAGUGUUAAAGAGUGGGAUACAUAGACUUAACUACCCAGUUGAGUAUGCAUUUGAACCUACAGCAGACUCAGAGAAAAUGCACUAAAAGUUUAUACAGUGUGUGUAUGUUUAUGUCCUUGAACAUAAUGCCAGCACUUUAGAACUACUUAGAAAAAUGAGAGAAAAGAGAAAAACGGGAAGAGUGGCCGAGGGUAAGGUGAAUGAAGGGGAAACUUUUAAAGCCAUGUGUUCAGAGCGCUGACAAUCAGAACAGGAAUGAGACUCAAAGUACACUAUGGGAGAUCUGACAUGACUUGCUGUGCUCUUGCUCUUUGCUUUGUCUUUCUCCAGCUUGCUUUGGUCUCUGCUAGCUUGCUCUCCAGAGUCGAGGGACAUUAUGAUGUUAACCCCAGCCUUCUUAGUUAUAAGUGUGUGUGUGUCCGCGACAAGGACUGACUGAUAUUUGACUGAUACCUUGGUGCUUCGUGAACAGAGCUGUUCCAUGUUGACAUGGACCAUAUCUGUAAUGCUCUGGUAAGCAUGGGCCGAACUUGGUCCUAAGUCUGGGCUUAUUGGUAACCUCUUGAUGGGCAACAGUUCAUACAACGAAAGAGGAUCUUAUCAUUCAACCCUACACUUUGAUCAUAGUGAUGUUCUUCACUAUCAACAGGGCUUGGACCAGGCAAACUGGGAUGGGACAAUUUCAGUGUUAAUACUGCUUUAUGUUUAAAAAUGACAAAUGUUAAUAUGUUUAUGCGCCUUCUGACUCAAGCAUCAAUAAUAUAUACAACAAAAAUGCAAGUUGCCACUUUUGAUGUUGCAUAAGAAUCUACCUUUCAUUCCCAUUAUGGUAUUUGCCACCACCAGUUUCAGUUGUGUAGUCCAAGAGUACCUGAUUUCUUUAAAUGCAAUACAGAAAAAUCUGCUUUCUAAUAAAAGUCCUUACUUCACCAUA